UUCUUCCUCAUGCCCGUGAAGGAUGAAGGGGACCCAGAUUAUCGACAAAAGGAAGAAAUGCGCAGUGUUGUUAACGACCAAAAAAAAGAAACUUCCACUACUGAGAAGACGGAACAAUCCUUAACUGAAAUGCGGAGCAUUACCGAAGGUCAAAUGCAGAGCAUUGUCGGAGACCAAUUAGCCAAGCAAACCAAUCCUGCUGCUAUUAUUAGCAUGCAACAGGUGGAAGACCUGACCAACUUAUUACGCCAAAAAAAUAAGGCGGAUAAAGACAACCAAGCCAAAUUUUUUACCGAGUUAGAUGACAAGUUAGCUCAGCGAGGAAUAGAAGGAACUACUAAUGUGGGCAACUUCCGAGCCAGGCUGACAAUUUUGCUGAAAAAUUCUGACCCUGAAUCUAUUGCAGCUGCGGAAAAAUAUUUAGGAGUUAGGUUAGAGUUUACCCCUAGCAAAGAAAUUAUUCGUCCCAUUCGAACGGGGAUAGGUCAAGGCAAAAUGAAGCCUUUUUCCACUAAGCAUACUCUCAAAUUUUAUGACAAAAAAAUUCGGCAAACCAAAGACCCAGAAAAGAAAAAAAUUUGGCAGGCUUACCGAGCCACCAAGUUUGCCGAAAUCAGAAAAGAAAAAGCCGAACAAAGAAAGGUAAAGACUGAGCAAAAAAUAAUAGCCAAAACUGAAAGACAAAUUAAAAACUUAAAAACUAAAAAAGCUAGUUUAAAAAGAUCUUUUCACCGCUUAACUAAAUUACCUUAUAAAUCUACUCUUUCUGGCAAAAAAUACAAAUAUAAAGGUGGUUAUAUAAAAGCUUUAGAAAAAGAAAUUAAAUAUUUAAAAUCCUUAAAUACUCUGGCUCGGCUUUCUACUACUCCCAAAUCACGGUCUGCGGGCUUAACUAAGCAAGAAGGAACUAAACCCAUUUUAUCACUGCCACGCAGUCUAUUUGGUGAAUUAAAAAGCAAUGUUGGCACUACCUUAGCUAAAGAAAACAGUAAUGCAGGCUCUUCAUGGCUGAGGACGAAGAAGAAAAUGAUGAAUAAAGAAAAAAUAAUCGGAGGUAAUUCCAUUCUUAAUUCCCAACAACAACUAAUCAAAAAAUUAGUCAGCCAAGGACAAAACGUUUGCUUUACGGGACCUGCAGGAACCGGCAAAAGUUUUCUCUUACGGGAACUAAUUACCCUCUGUCAGACCAAAUACGGUAAAAAUAAAGUAGGUAUUACGGCUACUACUGGCACUGGGGCAGCGGUCAUUGGUGGCACUACUUUGGCUUCUUAUUUCGGGCUAAGAGCAGAUAGCCAUUUAGAACCCGAAAUUGUUUUAAAAAGAAUUCUUACUUCCCGCUCCGCUUACGCCCGCCAAAACUGA
Ambispora gerdemannii is the source of this 1362-nucleotide messenger RNA. The record is from the annotation of a GenBank genome assembly. NCBI's taxonomy places the organism in Eukaryota, Fungi, Glomeromycota, Glomeromycetes, Archaeosporales, Ambisporaceae.